AGUCCUUGGCUGUUGACCUCCACUUCAACAAACGCCGGCUCAACAGCGUGAUUUCGGCCAGAAAACACCACCAGCGUCCCCUCCCCCGGAAGCAGCCUGUCCACAUCAUCCAUUCAGGGAGAAAAUAUAACGCCAUCCCAUCAUCAAGGGGGCGCCCCUGGCCCGUGCACAAGUGACGUCCGCUGUCUCGAUGCCAAGCUCAGACGCCAAGCUAUCCUGUCCCUGGCCCAGACGCACCUCUGGCUGGGAAGAGCAAUGAUGGAAAUUCCCUUUAAAUCGCGCCGCCCGUCCUCCUCAUCUCUCGUCUCUUCCUCGUGGCAGUCAUCCAACCGGCCCUUUACUCUGUCCUGGAUUCAUCAUGUCAGACAGCACAGCAGAGAGCAUUCUCGUCCCCUUCCUCGGGGCAUUCCAGGCCUCCUUAUCCGUGCUGCUGACCAUAUCUGCCGGAGUCAUCGCCGCCCAGUUCGGCCUCCUUGACGAUGCCAGCAGCAAGAAACUGUCCACAUUCUGUGUGCGCCUGGCCCUCCCCGCCCUCCUCAUCACAAAUGUUGGGUCCCAGCUUGACCUUGAUACUGCAGUUCGAUAUGUGCCAAUCGUCAUUUGGGCCAUCUUCUACACUGUCGUAUCCAUCGGCAUUGGCUUCAUUCUCACAAAGGUCUUUGGCAUGCCCGACUGGGUCAUUCCGGCCAUCGCCUUCAACAACACGACCAGCCUGCCUCUCUUGCUCGUUCAGUCUCUGGAUGCCACGGGAAUUCUCAGUUCCAUUGAUGACUCUUCUGGGGUAGUUACCAAGGCAAAGAGCUUCUUCCUGGUCAAUGCCAUGGUGGGAAACUCCCUGACAUUCGCUUUGGGGCCAAGACUCCUCAACGGCCAAGAAGAGGAGGCCCCUGACAAAACCGAAGGCGACAACGAGGAUGACGACGACACAGUCGGCGAAGACGAUCUCGAGUCCCAGGAGCAGGACGCAGUCGAGAGGAACGAACAGACUUCGCUUCUCCCCAAGCCGGCCGCUGCGAAAGGUACCCGCGUCGGAUAUUUCGCCUAUGGAAAGGGCAGCAAGUACUGGUCGUCCCUGUCGCCCACAACCCGCUCCAUUCUCGGCAUGAUGUACAGUUUUGUCAACGCACCCGUCAUCGGCGCCCUCCUCGGAGCCUUCAUCGGCCUCGUCCCCGCCCUCCACCGCCUGUUCUUCAACGAGCCCGAGGAAGGUGGCUACCUCAAUGCGUGGCUUACAUCCUCCAUCAAGAACGUGGGCGAGUUGUUCGCCGUGCUCCAAGUCAUCGUCGUCGGCGUGAAGCUUUCCAAGGCCAUCUUGCAGUACAAGAACGGAAACGACUCUAAGGAGAGCAGGGUCCCCCUGGUGCCUUUCCUGGCCGUCACUUUUGUGAGGUUCAUCCUGUGGCCAGUCAUUUCUAUAGGCGUCAUAUACGUUCUGGCCAGCCGAACGAACGUGGUGACACAGGACCCACUGCUGUGGUUCUGCUUGAUGCUCAUGCCUACUGGUCCCCCAGCCAUGAAGCUUUCUGCGCUGGCCGAUUGCGAGGACUCGGAGGAGUCGCAGAAGAUGCUUAUUGCCAAGUUUUUGACCAUUUCGUACAUAAUCUCCCCUUUGAUCUGCUUUGCAGUUGUCGGUGCCUUGAAGGCCAGCAAGGCUGUGACCGGGAAAUAGCGUAAAUCUAGAUACUUGUCUAUGUUUGACGAUAAAAAACACCUUGUUA
Molecule: messenger RNA, 1718 nt
Organism: Colletotrichum destructivum
Lineage: Eukaryota; Fungi; Ascomycota; Sordariomycetes; Glomerellales; Glomerellaceae
Product: Putative membrane transport protein
Exons: 3
Coding region: 359-1669 (436 amino acids)
Biological process (GO): transmembrane transport
Cellular component (GO): endoplasmic reticulum; membrane
Source: RefSeq, a predicted model, not a curated record